Fundulus heteroclitus (mummichog) is the source of this 2222-nucleotide messenger RNA. RefSeq lists its product as uncharacterized. NCBI's taxonomy places the organism in Eukaryota, Metazoa, Chordata, Actinopteri, Cyprinodontiformes, Fundulidae. The transcript has 6 exons. Bases 295 to 1860 code for a protein of 521 amino acids. The record is from RefSeq and is a predicted model, not a curated record.
CAAGCAAGUUGUAUACUCUAAAACAGUUUGGUGAGUUGCUAAUACUUAAAUCUUUAAGUUGGAGUUCAAUACAAGGGACAGGAGUUCUGCAAACUCUUAUUUCUUUGUUGCGAAAGGCGGGAAAGCCAACUUUCCGAGUUGGCACUUGGCACUUGAAGUCUCAUUGUGGCUGUGCUGCCUCGAGCUGGAGUCCACACAGGCUCUCAACAACCAUCAUCCACUAGUGGCAUACACAGUGGGAGGGAAGGUGCUGGUGACUCCAAAAGUGUGCCUCCUCCAUUGAAGUGACACAGAAUGGCUGGAUUAGUACUGCUGGUGAAAAUCUCCCCAAGAAUGUCCCGUAAAGUGACACUUCCUGAAGUACCUGGUUCGGUUGAGCAGUUGCAAAACAUUCUUCAGGAAAAUCUUCAACUUCAAGGCAGUUUUACACUACAAUAUGAGGACCCAGGCUUUAAUAAUGCUCUCUGUAAUUUGAUUGACAUCCAUGAGUUGCCACCUGAGCGUGCUAUCUUGCACAUUCUUUGGGAUGAGUCUGCAGUUGUUCUGCAAGAGUCAGACUCUUUUGAUUCAGGGUCUUCCCUGGAUACAGCCAGUUUAUCCAGCAGAGAGUCACACCAGAGUCCCUCAGCUUUUAUUAAGAACUAUCUGCGAAAUGUCUCAGAAUGGCCUUCACCUUUUCCGAUCCCACCCUUCUCCUAUGAUGUGGAGCUUAAGCUGCGUAAAGGCAAUGAAGCAUAUGGAGAGACCAAGAAAGGUAUCAGCUUAACAAGAGACAUGAAGACAGAUAUUUUGGACAAGAUUGCUCAGGCAGUCUUUGAAGUGAAAGCCUAUCCUGAUCAAGACCAGAUUGAGUCAGUUGCUUCUGCUCUCAUCAAUAGACACCCCUGCCUUCGGGAACCAGGCAGUGAAACGGGGUAUGAAGGAUGGAAAAUGAGCAUAAAAUACAAACUUGGCAAUUACAGGUCCAAGCUGCGUCAGGCAGGCUGUAUCGAGGUGAGCAUUAACAAGAAAAAGAGGAGCAGUGAAGAUGAUGGUGCCGGUUCUUCUCUGAAGAGAGCAAAGCGAGGCGAGAUUAACCACGUCCCUGACCAUCCAGAAAACCAUAAUGAUGAUUCACUGGAGGAUGAAAGACUGGCUCUGGUUGAAGAGUUUAAGAAGAAGAGCAAGAAUGUUGCACUCAUCAGGCAAAAGAUGGAGUUGACUUUCUCUUUGAGACGCAAGGAGAUCGUGGAGCUGCAGCCUAUGGUGUCAGAGGUUCUGGUGCGGUGGCCUGCUCUGUUUUGUGAGGCAGAGAUAAGGGAGGAGUUUUAUCGCAUCACAAACAAGAACCUAAUGGACAACUUCAGAGCUGCCCUUCAUCAGCACACUUGCAGGCUCCUGAGACUCUAUCGGGGGAGGAGGACAGCUUUUUCAUCUGAGAUGGAUCAGCUCCUUAACAGCCUGGAUCAAGAGACAUCUGACAUCACUGCACUUCGACAAACUGCAGCAUUGAAGGGCCUUCCCUUGUAUCUCCGUGACAGUCAGGAGAAGCUCUUCAGGAACUGUUUUGACACUGACCCAGAAGAGGAGCAGACGAAGGGCCUCACUGUGGGUGUCCUCACUGUGUUGGAGGAUGAUGACAGCGCAGCUCCUCAAAGUGUGGUGAAUGUUGCUGUUGUUGUGGAAGAAGAGAUUGUCCUUCAAGAUCUCCCUGACCUGCCGACUGCUUUUGGUUACCUCUUUGGACUGAUCUAUGCGUUGAACCUUAAGUACCCAAAAGAUCUCAGGUACACAUUUGAAACUAUUCAGAAGGUUUUCAUGGAACUUGGUACAGAUCUCUCUGCAAGGGUAAGAUCCCUCAAAAACAAACUCCUUGAGUGAAUCUGCACGCUAACUGAUACUGUUGGGUAUGGAAUUGUUGAUCUCUGAAAGGUUCCUUCUGUCCAGCCAACCCAUGUUAAUUUUGUCUUCCUGUUUCUCACACACAACUCUGAUGUACCUCAAACUCCCACUGUCUUACAUUUAUUUUGUACUUUAUUGGGUUUUCCUUAAACAUCUUAAAUGUUGAGGUUCAGUGUUUGUAAAACAGCACAUAGUAUUGAGCAGUGUUAUAAAAGCUUGUGCUACACAUUGUUGCACAAGUUGACUGGGACAAUUGGGUCUCAUUAGUUUGCAUUUACUUGGCCCUGUUGGAAGGGCUUUGAUCCUGGUACAGUUCAAAUAAAACAAAAGUUUUGAAUGUA